GAUAGAGCGAACGACAGUCAGAAAUGGAGAGAAGUGGAAAGUGGAUGAACAGGCUGAUUGCAGAGGAUUGAUAGGGUGUUGAGGAAGAGAUGCGGGGUGACUCGUAGGGUAGGUGUUACGGAGAGAAUGGGGCAGUGCAGCGAGCAGAGGACAGCAGUGGGGUGUGAAAGAAGCAUCAUCCGGCGUCACUGAAAAGUGUCCAGUGUUUCAGUACAUUCCCUGCAGUCGUUGACUGAAGGACGGACUGUCUGUGUGCAGACUGACCCAGCAAAGCCCAGCAAGCAGCAGAGUGACCCGGUCUGGGAUCUGGUUGCGACAUCCUGGAUGCGAAGCUGUAUUGGUAGGGAGAGGAGAGUGAGAGCAGUCAACAUGAGAACACUUCACUUCUCUGCCACUUUCAUCCUGUCCAUCAGCCUGGCUGUCCUCCAGCUCGCCCAAGGGGAAGUAUGUGGACCCAACGCAUGUGAGAAUGGAGGCAUUUGCAUGAGGGGGUUGGCAGAUGAACCUUUUUCAUGUGAGUGUCCCAAUGGAUUCACAGGUCCCAACUGUUCUAGUAUUGUGGAGGUUGCUGCAGAUGGAGAAGAAUCGACUACAGCAGGAGCUUGCCAACCCAAUCCAUGUCAUAAUGGUGGGACUUGUGAAGUGAGUGAUAUGUAUCGGGGUGACACAUUUGUUGGAUACAUCUGCAAGUGUCCUGAUGGAUUCAGUGGAAUUCAUUGUCAGCACAAUAUAAAUGAAUGCGAGUUUGAACCCUGUAGAAAUGGUGGUAUUUGUACUGAUCUCAUUGCAAAUUAUUCCUGCGAGUGUCCAGGAGAAUUCAUGGGCAGAAACUGCCAGUACAAAUGUUCAGGACCUUUAGGGAUGGAGGGGGGGAUUAUAUCCAAUCAACAGAUUUCUGCAUCCUCCACACACCGAGCUCUGUUUGGCCUGCAGAAGUGGUACCCAUACUAUGCCAGACUGAAUAGAAAAGGCCUUGUAAAUGCUUGGACAGCUGCAGAGAAUGACAGAUGGCCAUGGAUUCAGAUUAAUCUGCAACGCACUAUGAGAAUCACAGGAUUGAUUAGCCAAGGUGCUAAAAGAUUUGGCAGCCCAGAGUAUGUGAAAUCAUACAAGAUUGCUUAUAGUGGUGAUGGCAAAACGUGGACUACUGACAAAGUAAAGGGCACCUAUGAAGACAAGGUUUUCCGUGGAAAUGUCGAUAACAACACUCCACAUGCAAAUUCUUUUAAUCCACCUAUAGAGGCCCAGUACAUACGACUGUAUCCUCAGGUCUGUAGGAGACACUGUACGUUGAGGAUGGAGUUGCUUGGCUGUGAAAUGUCAGGUUGUUCAGAACCUCUGGGGAUGAAGUCAGGACUUAUCCAGGAUUAUCAGAUUACUGCUUCCAACAUCUUUAGGACCCUAAAUAUGGAUAUGUUUACAUGGGAACCCUGUAAAGCUCGUCUGGAUAAACAAGGGAAGAUUAAUGCUUGGACAUCAGGCCGCAGUGAUCAGUCACAGUGGCUACAGAUUGAUCUGCUUGUUCCAACUAAAGUGACUGGCAUAAUCACCCAGGGUGCAAAAGACUUUGGACACAUACAAUUUGUGGGUUCAUACAAAGUUGCCUACAGUAAUGAUGGAAGGAACUGGUCUGUUUAUAAAGAUAUAAAACAACAAAAGGAUAAGGUUUUCCAAGGUAAUUUCGAUAAUGAUACACACAGAAAAAAUGUAAUAGAUCCGCCUAUUUAUGCACGAUAUGUUAGGAUCUUGCCCUGGUCAUGGUAUGGCAGAAUCACGCUGCGGAUGGAGUUGCUGGGAUGCACCGAAGAGUGAUGAAUACUGCCUCCUGUCAAGAAAAUUGUCCUUGGAAUAUCUCAACAAAAACUGCACAAACCUGUAAGAUAUCAAAGGGUUUUCAUGAACAAGUGUUCAGUUUGUGAUAGGCAUGAGUCAAGUUACCUGGUCAAGGCCUGCUCUUUAUCAGCCAUUCCAAUGGUGAAUUUUCUUCCUUAGAAAUUUAUUUUAAUGUGCUUUGUUAAUUUAUACGUAAUGGAAGAGAUCUUUUUAUAUUUGCAGACUUUAGUCCCUUCCCCACCUCCAGCAAAUUUGAUUGAUAUGCGUAGGACUAAAAUCUCUAAUCACUAUUGCAGGUGCCAAUAUUGUUUCCUAUUUAUUGUAGCAUUUUUUUUUCUCUUUGACUCCUCACAGUAAUAAGUUUUUUCGGUCAUUCAGUUUCAGUUCUUCUUUAUUGUUACAAUGUACCCAACAAUAAAAAAAUUGAGCACUAAUAAAGUUUUCAUUCUUCACAUUAUACAUGUCCCACAUUGUGAGAGACAGUGUCCCUUUCUAGGUGCCAUUUUGCCACAUGCAUGAAAUUAAAUUUACAAACCUUCCUACUUACAAACUUGGUGAUGCCAGUUUGUAUGCAUUGGACAUAUAAUUAAAAUAUUAAAGGAAAAAAACCAAGAUAGUUUGUGACCCUAAAGACAAAAACAGAAAAACAAUAAAUCCAUGAAUAUACAAGGCAAUAAAUUCAAAUGAUUUGUGGGUAUGCAUCAACCACGUUCUGUUUGAAGGGCAUGCCAGGAUUCCAAAGUCAAUUGUUAUUGUGUUGCAUGUUGGCAUUUUCAACUAAAAUUAUUCUAUUAAAAGUUUAUUUUUAAUCAAAAGAGAGGCAAUUCCUGUCUAGAAGAUUGAAUGAAAAGGAGAAAAAUGAUGUUUGGAUUCAAGUUUGUAUGAACUGAUGAAACAUGAGCUGUCCGCUGAGUCUUAAUCUGUUCAGUUGUGUUCUGAUUUGAAUAAAUGUAAAAUGACCUUUGUAUAUCAAUGAACAUACUAUGUGGUGGCAUUGUAAGUCACUCAGUUUGAGUCAUUCAUUAUAUAGUAUCUUGAUGCACACAGAUGGUUUUGUCCUACUGUUUCAUUUCCGCAACACCACAAACUAAAUUAUAACAUAUUCAUACAGAAUUCACACCUGUGUAAUGUGAUUCAGAUGCUGUUGUUUGACAGUUUCAGAAUUUAACUAUUCAUGUACUGAAAUAGUUGAAUUAUAGUGCUGUUUUACUUAAUUACCGUAUCUUCUUUUAAAAAUACUGUUAUUACGGACUAAAAGUUAAUAUAGUAAAAUAACACUAAACUUAUAAAAUCCUGGUGUAUGAAUGGUAAGCAUUUGUGUACUGAUAAAGGAAAAGGACCAUCUAGUGCAUUGAAGCCUUAUUUACUGGGAUUCCUAAAUUAUUUACCAUUUGAAUAUUGGUGUUUAUAUUGUGUAUUUAACAUUAAUAACAUUGAAUGAGCAUUUUAAACAAGCACCAUUUUACUGUAAGAUAACAAGUAAACCAUGUGUUUGGCAGUUCUGUUAGUUGUUGCUUCUGCCUAUGAAGCUAGGCUUUCACAUGUGGCACUGUCAUGUAUAGCUUUCAUAUUAUUUAGGCACAGGACUGUGACAAAGCUUACAAAAACAUCAGAUUAGAGGUUCCAAUCAAUUGUAUCCUUUAUCAUGCCCCACAAUAGUAAUUUCCACCAUGUUACUGGAUAAAAUGGCACAAACUUCAGAGCUUGGGUAGUAACGGGGGUAGAUACCCUGAAACCAAACCACAAACUUAAUUACAACCCCGAUGCACAUUAUUUGUUUAUUCCUGAUUUGGUAACCAAGGUUGCUGGCUAGGUAUGAUUACAUUCCCAACUAUAUAAAGAUAUUAAUGUUAAAUGUUUUGCAGACUAUUAUCCCUAAUCUGUGCAGGGAAUUUAGAAAGUUCUACAUUUUAGAAGUAGCACCCUCAUUGCUAUAAUUUCAUUAGUCUGGUAAUGUUUCUGAUUUUUCAGUUUAUCCAUAACAGCUUUACAAGUCUCUUAAUUUUUACGAGAGCUACUGUAGAUUACAAUAUUUUCUAUUUUCCGAGUCUCUCAAGAGCUGCAGUAUCCUUUUUAAUGUGUCUCUAAUGGGUGACGAGUAUUAAAAUGAUAGUUAUCCAAUGACAGAUCUCACAAUCACCUUUUAAAAUUCAGUUCAUAUAAUUGAGUUUUGCUGCUUAGAAUUUUGUUGGAUGCUGAAGACAGUAAAAUUUAUGAACUUUUAUUCAUUGCUUUUACGGCAAGCUUGAAAAGAAUGAGGUUACGUACCUUACACAAAAUUGAUUUAAAACAAAGAAGUCGGUCAGUCUGGCAUUUAUAAAUGAUAUUUACAUAUUUUUUAUGCUUAGAAGGAGGCUAACAAUCACUAAGGGAAUUAAUGCAAUCAAAUUUUAUAUGGGAUGUCUAACCACCUACCCCCCCAUCCCAAAAAAAUACACUGCAUUAAGGUUUAAAUCAAUUUUCUUUUUCACUGAUGUGGAUAAUUUUAAAUUAACUCUAUGAAGGACAACAAAAGGUAUGUUUCAGUUGUAGCAUUGUAGAACGGCAGAGGAUUUGUGGAGAAAUCAAUUUUACUACAAGCUAUUCAAACCACUAGGUUGUUAGUAUGUCUUUGAUUGUACAGCAUUCCUAGUCCUGUGGUGCACUGAGUGACUUAAGAAUGUAUUGAUAUGGAAAUGAAAUGAAAUAGAAAGUCAACCAUCAAAAUUAUAUUGGGCACAGAGUAUGUAUGAAUUGAUUAAAUUCAGAUCUAUGGAUUCAGACUGACUGAGCAAUGAUAAACUCAUUGUCAUUUGUGGUACCUGAUAAAUGGAAAGCUUUUCUCAAUAUAUACGCUCUCCCACUGUAAGAGCAUUAUGCUGUUUACAAACGCCAGUUAAUAGAGUAAGUAUAACUUUUAGUUAAUAUUAUCACCCAAGAAACAAUUGGGCAAUUUCUAUAGCAAUUUCCUCAACAGAACUGCUGCCUCACAGCACCAGGGACCCGAGUUUGAUUCCACCCUCAGGCAAUUGUCUGUGUGGAAUUUGCACAUUCUCCCCAUGUCUGCGUGGGUUUCCUCUGGGUGCCCCGGUUUCCUCCCACAGUCCAAAGAUGUGUAGGCUAGGUGGAUUGGCCAUGCUAAAUUGCCCAGAGUGUGCAGGGAUGUGCAGAUUAGGGGGAUGGGACUUAGUUAGAUGUUCUGGGGGGACAGUGUGGACUUGUUGGGCCAAAGGGCCUGUUUCCACACUGUAGGGAUUCUGUAAUUCUAUGAGAAACAACUUGGUGUACAGAUGUCACAAAAACUAUCGUAAAUUUAUUAUGCAAUUCAUUUUUAUCCUUUAGAAGCCUACUUUCCCAUCAAUUUCCUCGAACCAAAAUGGAAAUAUUCUGCCCACAUCAAAAACAGAAUUGCAGUGCGCAUACCCAGGAAAGAAUACCUAACACUGAAUUUUAGGCUGGAUUUUAGCUACCAAUUCUGGUGGCUAUAUUUGGGAAUUUUCACAACUUGCCAAACUUCCCUCAAUAAAAGGUACAUGGGAGCAGAGUGUGGGGCAGGGGUAUAAGAUGCAGUCAGGCCUACUGGUUCCAUAUGUAAAUCAGUUGGUAGCCACAGAGCAGACAAGUGCUGGGCAAGGUGAUUAGACCACCCCCCAAGUCUGCCUUGGUUCUCUGCACAUUGUCCCAGUUGCAUUAGAAGCCUUUAGACCCUCAAGUCCUCAUUUCUGAUAUCUUUGACCCUUUUCCUAUCAAUCUAACAUGGUCCCUUCUAUCUUCCAUGUUAACUCAGUCUUAAUUCAUGGUAUUUCAGUAUCCAUUCACCCUGUAUUCCCUGUAUCAUUAGCCAAGCCAUAAUAAUAACAAUAACAAAUAUGGUACUGUUGUGAAAAUAAAAUACCGCUCAUAAAUCUUGAGAAAACUAUUCUACCAAUUAUGUAAAAAUGUAAGUCACACAGAAUCAGUGACUGGCUUCAUGAGCUUCAUACUUCUAAUUUCCCUCAACUAAAAACGGAAUCAUUAGCAAAAGAGAUCACAGAAUGAACCUAUUAUAACCACUUAAAAAUUCACUGAAGUCAAACAUUUCAGUUAUUAAAACAUAACCCAAUGUUGAGUUAAUGUUUCAGUUAGUCUGGGCUCACACCCAAGAGGUUUGAAUGUUUGAAGCCUAGAUUUUUGAUACUUUAAUGGUCUCCCUGUUUGACGCUGUCAUAUGAACAGCAGUGUUUUGUUUUAAGAUUGGUGAAUGUUUUGUUUUAGGUGGUGAAUCAUGGUGCAGGUCUAGACAGCAUUUGUAAAGACAGAAACAAAGUUAAUGUGCUGAGUCCAAUAUAACUUUGAAGAACAGUUAUUUUGACUCAAAAUGUUCACUUUAAUUUUUGAUUCCUAGAUGUUGCCACACCUACUGAGUAUUUCCACCACUUUCUGUUUUUAUUUCUGCUCUCCAGCAUCCACUGUACUUCAUUUUUCCGGCAGAAAUCCAGAACCCCAUGUAAAUAUUCUGGGGACAUGUGUUCAAAUCCAAACAUGGCAGAAGGUGUAAGCUUAAGUUCAAUAAACAUUUGGAAUAAAAAGCUAGCCAGUGGCAACAAUUAUCUAUCAUCGUGAAAACCAACCAGUUCACACUCUCCUUUAGGGAAGGAAAUCUACCAUUACCUGAUCUGGCCGAUAUGCCCAACUCCAGACAGAAAGCAAUGACUCUUAGUUGCCACCUGUGUCAUUAGAGAUGGGCAUUAAGUGUUGGCCUAGCCAGUGACACCAAAGCGUUAUGUGCAUCUUUGAAAACAAAAAUGCCUGUAGAGUGGUGUAUACACAAGCAAAGAGAAAACUGCUCAUACCUCAUUGGUAAGUGACAGAAAGCAGUAGCCAAUUUUGAAGAUGGUGUUACAGGAAGAGGUUUGGAUUUUUAGUAAUUCCUUUCUGAAAAGGAAUGCACAGAAUGGACAAGUAGAGGCUGGUUCCCUCUGCUCCAGAUGCAGGCCACUCCCCUCAGCAGUCAUUCCAACUCCACAAAAAUAUAGAUCAUAGAGCCUUUGGCAAUAAAGUAGUCUUUCAGUCCAUGGUACUUGGGUCAGCUCUUUAAAAGAAUUAUUCAAUUACCCCUCUCUCCUGUACUCAUUAACCAUAAUUUAGCACUUCUUUAUACUUUUCCAGCAUAUCCCAAUUGCCUUUUGAAAUUCAUGACUGAAUCUAAUUCCACUAUCCUUUCAAAUAGUGCAUUUCAUGUGAUAAGAACUCAAUGCAUAAUUAAAAUGAUCAUUGUCCCUUGGUAUUAUUAAUUCUCAUAAAUAUUCAGCUGCCCUGGAUUGGAAUGAACUCUUGUCUGUACCGUCUUAAAUCUGUUCUCUGUCCUUCAACCAACUUGCCAGUGCAAAACAGACUCUGUCAAUUUAUCAUAAACACACAUAUUGCUGUACAGCUCGUAUAAAAAGAUUGGAAAAUUAUCAAAUUGGGGACAGAGCUUGGUGGUGAGAACAUAUAUGGGCACUUCUUUAUGGUGGAUUUUGUGUAAUUUCCAUGGCUGCCUGAUUUUCCACUGUAAACUUGGUUGAUGGUUGUUGGAAUCAAAAUAAAUGUUUCUGCCACUUAUCAUGGGCAUUUGGUGAUAGCUUGCUGAAGUUACAUUGGAUAGUUGGGAUAAUUCUGUUGAAAAUCCAUGAUAAAUUAUGCAUAAAAUUAGGAAUAGAUUUGGUAUACUACAAGUUAGUUGCUUUGGGGUCAUUCAUGGAAUUGCUACCAAAUCACUUUCCUCAAAAAAGUGAACCAAGGCACUAUUCAAACCAAGAAAAGUAAUUUGUACAGCUCAAAGACACAAGUCUGUUGUGAAUUGUUUCAGGACAUUACCAAUUUACCCAACUUGUGUGUGGAAUAGUUAAAGUAAUUAUAACUGUUAAAGCUGUUGCCAAAUGAAUAAUUUUGCCGUAAUUUAUGCAAAACCCUUCAAAAAAUGUAUUAGCAUUCUGUGAUUUAUUUAAGGGAAAGUAUGGAUAUUUGUGUUUACUUAUAUCUCAUUCAUGAAGUUCCUAAUACAGAAGUUGACUUUCCAUUGUUGGACUUUACAAUAAGGUUGGAAAUGAAAUUUUGACUUUGGGUACUUUAUGGGUUUGUUUUAUUCUUGUAUGAAAAUCACUCAGCAAUAUCUUGAAAAAAAAUGUGGCUUAUGACCAUCCUAAAGUUAAAAAGCAUAUAAAGCUUAAAUGAUGUAAUAGGGGAAAAGUAACCACUGCAAUCUUAGCAACUGUGUAACAAUACUCUUGUUUUUGUAUUAGGCUCCAAUUCUGAUGGUUAAUGCAAAAUCCAUACAAGCUUGUAUGUUCUUCAGAUUAACAAUAAAACUUUGAAACAUC
Molecule: messenger RNA, 8153 nt
Organism: Stegostoma tigrinum
Lineage: Eukaryota; Metazoa; Chordata; Chondrichthyes; Orectolobiformes; Stegostomatidae
Product: EGF-like repeat and discoidin I-like domain-containing protein 3
Exons: 12
Coding region: 325-1812 (495 amino acids)
Molecular function (GO): calcium ion binding
Source: RefSeq, a predicted model, not a curated record